AUGGCAGAGCAGAAGCCUAUUACUUCAGCGUCCGCACCAGCAGGCUCAUCAACUAGGCCAAUGCCGAGCAGGGUUUCACUCGACGACAAGGAGGCCUAUCUGGACCUGCUUAUCUCCCAGCUCAGCGUUGAAGAGCUAGCCUUCCAGCUUCCGUUGAUAUCUGGCAAUUGGCUUGUCGGGGAGGAAUCCGAUCAUGUCCUUUACGAUAAGAUCCUGCACCUUGCUCCGAACGCAGGGCUAGGCGUUAUCUGCGACUGGUAUCCCACCCAUCACUCGCAGUUCAAUACUCUCCAGGCUCUCAAUCUACAGAGAUCCCGGAAUAAGAUCCCGAUAAUGGCGAUGGGCGAGUGCCUUCACGCUGUUUGCUCGAACAGGCAAUCUGUGUUCCCUCAAGCCCUCGCCUUAUCAAGCAGUUUCGACAUGAACCUCGUUAAUCGUGUUGGACGAGCCCUGGGCACAGAGGCUCGAUCUAUAGGAAUCCACACAUGCUUCGCACCAGUGCUUGAUAUCGCCAAGGAGCCCCGCUAUGGAAGAAGUCAGGAGACUUUCGGUGAAGAUUUUGUCUUGGUCUCGCACAUGGGCGUGGCGUAUUCGUCAGGUCUGUCUAAGAACGGAGCUUUGUCCGAUUCUGACGCUGCUGUCCCCGUCUUGAAGCAUUUUGCCGGCCAUGGUGCCCCAUUAGGAGGGUUGCAUUCUAAUGCAUGGGCCGGGCGUGGCCGUCGGGAGUUUCUCUCAGAGAUACUGACACCGUUCAAGGCCGCUAUUGAACAAGCCACAGGCGUAAGAGGGGUCAUGAUGUCCUAUACAGCAGUGGAUGACUUGCCUGCGCACAUUGAUACAUUUCUGUAUAAGCAACUUGAAGAAUGGGGUUUUGACGGAUUCGCCAUUUCUGAUUGGUGUGGACUUCAAGAGACCGUGACGGGUCAUCUUAUCGCCGAUUCCCCAGCUGAUGCUAUUCGGCAGUGGCUCAAUGCCGGUGGUAGCAUUUUCCUUUACGACUUUACCCCUGAUGUCAUUGUCAGCUCGAUAAUUGAACUUGUGAAGAAUGGAGAUGUAGAGCUUUCCACUCUCAAGAAGCGGGUCAGGAAAAUCCUUGACAUCAAGUAUGAUCUGGGGCUCUUCCACGAUCCUUAUCUAUCUGAGAAUAUAAACCCCCAAGCAAUCACGCUCUCCCAUACGCCUUUAGCACGUGAGGCAGCUCAACGCUCGAUUGUACUCUUGGAGAACCGAAGCGAGACACUACCGCUUAGGCCAUCCGAGCAGAAGAUCAAGAAGAUUGGUGUAAUCGGCCCAUUCGCAGAUACCUUCAACUUUGGAACUUACACGGGCACAUGGGGAGCUAAUCCGGCAGAAAACGCAAGCACAAUUCGACAGGGACUUCUCGAACAUCUUACCAAAACUAGAAACUCUGAAGUAGAAAUUGUCUCAGCUUGGGGAGCGAACAGCUGGCACUACAACGCACAGUACCCGAUUCCUGGAUAUUUGCUGUCUACCCAUGGCUCCCCAGGAGGACUUCAAGCAACGUACUACCACGACACCAAGUUUCAAGAACCAGCAUUCCAGGUAAUCGAAACCCCAAAUCGCGACUGGGGACUGUAUCCACCUAUUGGACUUGCAUCUAACAGUUUCGGUGUGACAUGGGAGGGCGAGUUCGAGGUGCCGGCGGGAGGCGAAGUCAAUGGAUGGAUUGGUGUUGCUGUUUCUCCAAAGACAACCGCGCGACUCUACAUUGAUGGCAAACUGAUCUCAAAGCCGGAUCAGAGUAAGAUUGGCACGAUCUUACGAGACAUCAUGCCGUACACUUAUGCUGCCGAGAACGGCACCAAGCCGCCUCCUGGAGGGUCCGAGUUUCUCUUCACGCCUGGCUCCAAGCAUCAUAUUCGGAUUGAGUGCGAAGUUCAUGCCAAUUGGCCAAGAUCAAGCGCCGCUGGUGUUCAUUCGAAGGUCCAACUCUGGUGGAACCUGGUCGAUAAGAAGGAUGCUAUUGGUCAGGCAAAGGAGGUUGCCUCUGGUACUGACUUGAUUGUUCUUGCGGUGGGAGCGGCUUGGAACAGCGAUGGCGAGAAUGGCGAUCGCGCAACCCUCGGUCUAUCGCAUGGCCAAACACAGCUCGCAGAAACCAUAUUUGCGCUAGGCAAACCUGUGGUCCUCAUCUUGGAGGGUGGUCGGCCAUUUGCCAUCCCCGAGUUUUACGCACAAUCUGCUGCAGUUCUCAGUACCGGAUUCUUAGGUCAAGCGGCGGGCCAAGCCAUCGCAGAUGUGCUCUUUGGUGAAUUCAACCCCGGCGGCCGAGUGACAAUGAGUGUUCCUUAUGAUGCUGGCUCUCUCCCUGCGUACUACAAUCAGCGGACUACCAAACCUGCAAGUCACAUACCUUACUACCUUGAUGUCCCAAAGCCUGUACUGUAUUCAUUUGGAUAUGGAUUGUCAUACACGACGUUUUCUCAGAAUUUACAAAGUGCCAUGUCUACUUUUGAAGGUCGCAAGAAUGGCACUUUUUCGCAUGGUGACACUGUUGCUUUUACUGUGUCCGUCAUGAAUAAGGGCACCGUGGCUGGAAGCCAUGUUCCUCAGAUCUACCUCUUGAGACGUCGGGGGUCAUCCGUUACAACGCCCAAUAAGCAGCUUGUCGCAUUUACUCGCCUUGAAAUUAAUGCGGGAGAGACUGACACUACGGUGCUGGAAUUGGAGGUGGACCGCUAUCUCCCCGUUAUCAACCGCGAAUAUGAGCGCGUAUUGGAGGCAGGGCAAUACACCUUUGCCCUAAUGGACGACGGAUCACUCGACGCCCCGAUAAUCGCAGACGUUACACUGAUUGUGGAGUCCUCGCACACAUAUCAGAAGUACUAG
Molecule: messenger RNA, 2850 nt
Organism: Penicillium canescens
Lineage: Eukaryota; Fungi; Ascomycota; Eurotiomycetes; Eurotiales; Aspergillaceae
Exons: 16
Coding region: 1-2850 (949 amino acids)
Biological process (GO): xylan catabolic process; arabinan catabolic process
Cellular component (GO): plant-type cell wall
Molecular function (GO): alpha-L-arabinofuranosidase activity; xylan 1,4-beta-xylosidase activity
Source: RefSeq, a predicted model, not a curated record